This is a messenger RNA of Colletotrichum destructivum, 2239 nucleotides long. RefSeq names its product Putative myc-type, basic helix-loop-helix (bHLH) domain-containing protein. Gene Ontology annotation, molecular function: protein dimerization activity. The record is from RefSeq and is a predicted model, not a curated record. Lineage: Eukaryota; Fungi; Ascomycota; Sordariomycetes; Glomerellales; Glomerellaceae. The coding region runs from base 980 to 2239 and encodes 419 amino acids. The transcript has 2 exons.
CUCGGUCUCCCAGGAUGUGCCGUUUCUGCCUUUUCUCUUUCUUUUGUGUCGUGUCUGUGUUCCUUUUUUUACGGGGUCUCCCCUUUGGCACUUGUUCUGGCUUGGAGUCGCGUGCCCUCUCUCCUUCAACCUAGUUCGUCGAAGCCCUGGACCCCCUCCCCAGGUCGUUCUUUUCAUCAGGGUUACCACCUAUGUCAGACAGAAGAACCACGCCCCCUUCACCCUCCCCCCCGUCCCCGCCGGUCAAAAUUGAAUGGGGGGGGGGGGGCGUGGGUGUCCAGAUGUCUGCUAAGAGGUUGAUAGGUAUCUGAGGCCAAAGCCUUAACAGAUUGAAGCUACCCAGUCCGGGGUUGUAGAUAGAGGAAGGGUUGGACGAGAGACGUAGAGAGCGAAGAAGUAAGGAUGAACAAGCCAAGGACGGCGUGGGUGAGUGGGCGAGAGUCGGACAAAGUCGUGCGCCGCCUCAACUUUGCACAUUCUAUGCGGCACGACACUAGUCAUCCUACUACCAUUACUUCUUCUCCUUCUCACCCCCCCCAAUCUCUCUUUCUCUCUCUCAAUCCCUCCAUCUCUCUCCGACGGUCUUCUAUCACCACCGUUCCAGCAGCUAUAUGCUCUCGUCUCCCCGUCCCUCGCGUGCCCUUUACCUUCUCCGUCCCGUCUAGUGAACGAGACCGGCGAACCGGAGUUGUAUCCUCAUCUAGACGGUGUCGAACGGGCACUUUUACACUCGGUGUCAAGCCAAAAACAACAGCAUUGGGAUUGCUGUACCGAUCGACUCUCCAUCAGCACAGCCUCACAGCCAGGCGUCAACCGAUUUGUUCUCCAGCACAGAAGCUCAAAUUCCCUCACUCGGCAUCCCGGUGUUCAGACCAUACUCGCAGGCGGUACUUUUUGCUCUGUUCAUCGCCCAAAGCCGGCCGUACAUCCUUCUUGUUAUCUCCCUCUUUCUCAUACGCACAUAUACACCCGAAACGCGAUGCCGCGUCCCACACUACCGCCCACGCCGGCGUCCUCGACGGACAUAAAGGGCCAAGACGGCUCCAAGAACCUCAACUCACUACAGCUCUCCUUCGAAUUGCCACCGCCCGCUCUUGUUCAAGACGCCUCGAGAAUAUCCCCCAAAGACAUGCGGACGUCGCCGUACCCCGUACAGCCCAGCGAGACGGUCAAGUCCCGCCGGCGCUCGUCGGCAGCCCAAAAGGCCGCUUCGAAUGAGAGCUUCGCGCUACCACCCCCUCCGACACGGUCUCGCAAAAUCAUCCAAAUGAAGCCCAGAACGACGCAAGAGGAACCUGAGGAGGCCCCGGCUACCGCUAGCGGUGCCAAGUCGGGGACUGCGGGUCUGGGAAAGGCCGUUGCGGCGCCGGCUGGGGCCUCCGCUACGGCGGCUCAGGGCAAGAAAAAGCAGCCUUCCGCAACGAGCGUGGCGGGUCGCAAGAUUGCUAGGAAGACGGCGCACAGUCUCAUUGAGCGGCGCCGCAGGUCAAAGAUGAAUGAGGAGUUCGCCGUGCUGAAGGGCAUGAUCCCGGCUUGUACGGGGGAAAUGCACAAGCUAGCCAUUCUUCAGGCAUCAAUCGAAUACGUGAGAUACCUCGAAGACUGCGUCGCCAAGCUCAAGGCCCAACGGGAAGCGUCCGAGGCCCGCUCACCCGUCGAGUCUGGUUUGCAGACCCCUUCGGGCCGCAGCGAGGCAUGGAGUUCCAUCCCGCAAUUUAUCCCUAGAUUUCAGGAAGACCCUAAUGAUGAUGUCGAGAUGACCGGCUCGGAGGCUUCGUCGCCGACGUUCCCGCCCAUCCAGCAGCAGCAGCAGCAGCAGCAACAGCAGCAGCAGCAGCAGCAGCAACAGCAGCAGCAGCAGCAGCAGCAACAGCAGCGGCCGUCCGUGUCGCCGGCACUCCUGCCGCAGGACACCAACUCAAGGCACCGCCACGACUCAUACUCCUCAGUAUCGACGGACCACGCACGAAAUUACAGCUAUAGCACGUCGACGACCGCGUCGCCUGCGUUCGGGCCGCAGACGUACGUCGGGUACGGGCACGGUGGCGGCGUUGGGUCGGCACUUACAAGUCCCGCGUUGGCACCGUUGAGGGAUCUGGAUCAGGAGGCGACGGCCGCACUGUUGAUGCUGAAUAGCGACCGCAGGGGGACCGUCGGAGAUACGAGUGCAGGUGCAAAUGGUGGCGCUGUGAGGAGCGCUGGAAGGGGGAUGUCGGUGAGGGAUUUGCUGAGCACGUAA